UCUGAGAGUGACGCCUUGCAGUUGGUUAGCCCGUCAACCAAGCUCACGUUGCAACGAUGUCAUCCACUACCAUUCUGAAACUCUGCCUGAUCAUUGCGCUUUUUCGAGUACAUUCAGCUCAUCCUCUGGAAGAAGAAGCAGUUGUCGCAAGGCCUCUUAAAUCAGGAUUACCAUGCACGGCCGGGCCAUUGGGUAUGGCCAGUGGUGAGAUCAAGGAUAGCGGGAUCACCGCUUCAACCAGCGCUGGCUCUUAUGGCCCAACCAAGGCUCGUCCGAAUUCCGGAUCAUACUGGCUUUCGAAUUAUUGUCGGAAUGAGUGGAUCCAGGUGGAUUUGGGUGCCUCCGCUGCCGUCACUGGCGUCGUAGUGAAGGGACACAGCAGUGGCAACUACUAUAUCACAACCUUCACGGUACGGUAUAGUAUGACUGGUGAGUCGGAUGACUGGCAGAGUUUAGCCGAUACGGACGGGCAAACCAUUGAGUUGGAUGUUGACGACGGAUCAGGUGAAGCAGUAACUGUCAACUUCCCUGUGACACUGAUGACCAGAUUCAUCCGCAUGCAAAUAGCUUCAUACCAAGGCAAUUGUUAUUUAAAUUUGGAAGUGCUAGGAUGCCGAGACGGCCUGGUUCGCCUAGUGGACGGUGAUGGGAAACGCUCCGGUCGAGUCGAAAUCUACCACGACGAUGCUUGGGGUGCGAUAUGCGACAACGGCUGGGACAUGAAAGAGGCCAGCAUCGUGUGUCAUCAGCUCGGCUUCUUAGAAGCAGAGGAAGCCACCAGCGUGUCCUUGGAGGAGAGUGAGGAGGAAGUACCCAUCGUGAUGAACCGAGUUUCCUGCAAAGGGUCUGAGAGGCGCCUGGUCGACUGCCCGUUUGUCUGUAGCAGCAUCCAGCAGUGUAACAGCUCACACGUAGCCGGAGUGACAUGCAAACCCAAUAUCAUUCGGUUGGUCGGCGGUUCGAACCACACCAAUGGCCGCGUCGAACUUUACCAAGGCAACGCAUGGGGCACCCUCUGCGAUACCGACUGGGAUGUGACGGAUGCCGAGGUGGUCUGCCGUCAGCUGGGCUUCUCGGGCGCAGCGGAGGCCAAGUCCGGCGCCCAUUUCGGCCAAGGGGAAGGCCCCGUGUACAUGGACGGCCUCGCGUGCGAUGGGUCGGAGAGUAAGAUCACGGACUGCCCUUCGUUUUGCUGGGAGGAGGUCGCAUGUAACCACACCCGCGACGCUGGUGUGGUCUGCCGCCAAGAUUACGUGGAAACUGUUACCGUGAGAGACACAAUCCCUCUUAAGUAAAAUAGUUCACCUCCGAUGACGACUCCAAUUCAAGGACAUCGACUUGUUUACUGUGUUUGGCAUAAUCUUCGGCUUACGCAUAGAUAUAGAAAAAAAUAGGCUUAAUGUAGAACAUACAUGAGCAUUAAAGCAUGCAUAAUCGUAAGAAAUUGCCGGAAUACAUGUAUAUUACAUUUACAAAAUUUCAAUAUCUAGUGUUAGGGUAAAGCCAGUGAUUGACUAUUUUGGGAAACCCAUGGAAACGAACUGCAAACACUUCAGACAAAACAUUUGCUCAGAUUAGACUAAGACAGAAUAUUGAAAUUAUUAUAAAUAUUCUUGAACAAACGUCAUUCUGGGAAAAAAUACGGUGCAACGUUGGAAGAUUCUAGAUGCAUCAAACGAUCAAUUUGUCAGAAAUUUUUUUUACACGAUUUCUUUCAAGCAGAUUGAAACCUAGAACGAAGGGCUAUACUAAAUAUUACAUCAGUGCCGUCGCAAUGCCCCCCCCCCCCAAAAAAAAAACAC
Molecule: messenger RNA, 1802 nt
Organism: Patiria miniata (bat star)
Lineage: Eukaryota; Metazoa; Echinodermata; Asteroidea; Valvatida; Asterinidae
Product: neurotrypsin-like
Exons: 8
Coding region: 57-1295 (412 amino acids)
Cellular component (GO): membrane
Source: RefSeq, a predicted model, not a curated record